AUGUGCAAAAUUUUGGUGCUUCUACUAUUUUCCUUCUGCUUUUUCGUCACAAACGCAAUAGUUUGUAGAGAAGGCUACACUUUAGUCAAUAACAAAUGUAUUGCGGUGAGAUAAAUCAUGGAUGAGUGUGGAAAUAAUGUGCAAAAUUUUGCAGUUUUUGCCUCCAUAUCAUAAUUCAGGAUAUUACACUUCUUAUGAUCAAUGUAAUGAUUUGGGUGGUAAUGCCGUAUCUAUUCGCACAGCAAUCGAUAAUACAGCAAUUGCAAAACUUGCCAUAAAUAAAGGAUAUCUAGAUAAAAUAUGGAUUGGUUUAGAAUGUUGGGAAGAUAACAACCCAGAUGAUUGUAUAUGGGCUGAUCAACAGGGAAAUGCUUCAAGGUACAACAAUUUUCAACCAGGAAACCCGCAAAUUGACAAUGGUAAAUGUGUUUACAUGAUACCAUCUACAGGAAAAUGGGUUAGUGAAGAUUGCUUCAGUUCGAGUAUUACCAUAGCCUGUGAAACCGAUAUAAUUGGUGCAUGCACCCAUAAGUUUGGUGAUUAUUGCUAUCAUCCAAUCAUAGGUCGUAUGAAUCAUGAUGAAGCAUUGAAUAUUUGCGAGCAAAUGUGUGGUGGAAGUCUUGUUUCGAUUCAUUCUCCCGAAGAAAACGCAUAUAUUCAUGCAUUGUUUAAUGAUCCAAGCAUCUAUAUUGGCGCAAAAAUGAGCAAUUCCGCGAGAAAUUAUUGGAGCGAUGGUACUAAUUGGAAUUAUGACAAUAUAAAUUUUUCGAAUAUAAACGAUGGACAGUGUUAUACCAUGUCAAGAGAUGAUGGGAAAUGGAACAGUAGAGGUUGUGAAGAGUAUUUGUCAUCAGUUUGUAAAUGGAAAGCUAGUUCCGAAUGUCAAGCAACAUGCACUGGUCCGAAAUAUCGAGAAGAAACGGGACUUGUAAGCUUUUUAUCUAUUCAUUCACUUCCCAAGGCUUCCCAAGGCUUCCCACGGAUUCCCCUGGUCGUCUUACCCCCCCCCCUUUAAGCAUAAUUACUUUACACAAAAAAUGAAAGGAGAAGAUUCUCUACCUAAUUUGAGUUUUAAGAAUUUUCAAAAUUUUUGAAAAAUUUUUUAUAUAACAUAUACAUGCUUAUUUAUUGUUAAUGUUAAUCAACGGAUUAAAUAUUGGUACUCUGUUGACAAAAUGUCAUUAAAGUUUAUAAACCGUUCUUUUAAGAACCUUCCAGCUUCUAUGACGUUUUAGCCCGAUAUUUUUUUUAGAUCACUUUGCUAACUCAUCAAUUAUCUUACAUUCAAUAUCGCGGAGUUCCUCCAUGCUACUAUGUUUUACAUGUUCCAAACGGCUCAGCUGCUAUAUGGUUUGAUAGUAUUCGAUUGGACUCAGUGAGAGAGCAAAUUUUUGAGAAGUAUUUUUUUUUAUUUCAGAAAUCAUCAAUCGAGGUAUAUUCCGAUACUGGAAAUUCAACCCCCAUUGCUGUUAUCACUUCUGAAAAUGAAUAUUCUAAGGGAUCAAUAACUUCUUCAGGAGAAUUUAUAAAACUUGUGUUCAAUCAGUGCAAGGACAAUUGUGAUGUGACUAGGCUUUAUUGGUGGACUGCUCAUUUUGGGAUGAACUACGGUGCGAGAUGUGGAGAGGUGUUAUAUACAAAUGGUGUUAUAACCUCUCAAAACUAUCCAAAUAAUUAUCCGAAUAACUAUAAUUGUACUUAUUAUAUUCAGAACCCGUCAGGAACUAGGUGAGUUAAGGGGGGGGGGUACAUAAACUGGGCCUCCGAAUUCGGAGGGAGCGGGGUUAACUCUAUGUGCAUUUUUGGAGGUAGGGCCCUUGACUUCUGAACAUUUUGAGAAAUUGUAUGCCUUUAGAGGCCAAAAAUCCACAAAAAAUUGGUUAGAGGGAUUAACUUUUUGAAAAUAUUUCCUGGAAGCGGGGUUAACUCAAGGGACCCCGGAGCGACUAUGUAUGGGGGGGGGGGUGCUUAAAACGACAAAAUUUUUUUUGCUCAAAAGAUCGGGCCUCUUUUGAAUAGUAAAAACCCCGGGGGGAUUAUUCUCGAAAGGCCUAAAAAGGUCCGAAAAAAAUUAUCCAUAAAUUUUUUAAACGUAUAUAUACGUUGUCCGAAAAUUUAUGGAAUAAUUUCUACGUAUAGCUAGCUAUACGUGGUACCUAGGUUUAUACGUACUACCUAUACGUGGUACCUAGUUUAUGGAACAUUUAUUCUGGGCGUUUCCAGAAAAAAUCCCCCCUCCCCUUUAAAAAUAGUAUGAAGACGGUAAUUUUUGCCUGCUUUGAACCGUAAUUACCAUCUAAUUAUUCGAACUGCUUUCAGACCAAUGCAAAUCCAUUUCGACCACUUCGAAACCGAAGAAAAUCAUGAUUUCGUAAAUAUUUACAAUCAGCAGUCCGGAGUCCUCUAUUAUUCUUUAUCUGGAAACCUAUAUUCUAACGCCACUUACAUCUUGGAUGCUCUAUGUCAAUCUGUGAGAAUUGAAUUUACAACUGAUGGAAGAAAUACGUUUUCCGGGUGGUCCGCCAGUUUCAAUCCAUGGUAUUAUUGA
Messenger RNA from Caenorhabditis angaria, 2548 nucleotides. Lineage: Eukaryota; Metazoa; Nematoda; Chromadorea; Rhabditida; Rhabditidae. The record is from the annotation of a GenBank genome assembly.